AUGUCUGGCAGCCUUUGGGGCUCUGUGACUUCUCUCUUGCUCUUGGUGCUGCUGGCGCUUCUCCCUCAGGUUCAUCCCCACAGAGCUACGGGGCCCCGGUUUUUAAUAAGCGACCGUGACAGAGACCCACAGUGUAACCUCCACUGCUCCAGGUCGCCCACCAAGCCCCUCUGUGCCUCCGACGGCAGGACGUAUGAGUCGAUGUGUGAUUAUCAGAGAGCAAAGUGCAGGGACGCGAGCCUGAGUGUGGCCCAUCGAGGCAGAUGCAAAGAUGCUGGUCAGAGCAAAUGCAGAUUAGAAAGGGCUCAAGCACUGGAUCAAGCAAAGAAGCCACAAGAAGCAGUCUUCAUUCCAGAGUGCAGCGAGGAUGGAUCAUUCACCCAAGUGCAGUGCCAUACCUAUACUGGAUAUUGCUGGUGUGUCACUCCGGAUGGCAAACCUAUCAGUGGUUCUUCCGUACAGAACAAAACUCCUGUAUGUUCAGGUUCAGUAACUGACAGGCCAUUAGGACAGGGUAAUUCUGGGAGAAAAGAUGAUGGUUCGAAACCAACACCCACCAUGGAGACCCAACCUGUUUUUGAUGGAGAAGAAAUCACAGCUCCCACACUUUGGAUUAAGCACUUGGUCAUCAAAGAUUCGAAACUGAACAGCUCUAGUAUGAAAAAUUCAGAGAAAGUUAUUUCAUGUGACCAGGAGAGACAAAGUGCUCUUGAAGAGGCCAGCCAGAACCCCCGAGAAGGGAUUGUUAUCCCUGAAUGUGCUCCUGGAGGGUUGUACAAGCCAGUGCAGUGUCAUCAGUCCACUGGAUAUUGCUGGUGUGUUCUGGUAGACACUGGUCGCCCCCUACCUGGUACCUCUACCCGAUACGAGACCCCUGUGUGUGAAAGCAAUGCCAGAUCAAGGAGCCCAGAAAUUGAUGACCCAUUCAAAGACAGAGAACUUCCAGGCUGCCCGGAAGGGAAAAAAGUGGAAUUCAUUACCAGUUUACUGGAUGCUCUCACCACAGACAUGGUACAGGCCAUUAAUUCAGCAGCACCUGCUGGAGGUGGGAGGUUCUCUGAGCCUGACCCCAGCCACACACUGGAGGAGAGAGUAGUGCAUUGGUACUUCCGUCAGCUGGACAGCAAUAACAGCAAUGACAUAAACAAAAGGGAGAUGAAGCCCUUUAAGCGCUACGUGAAGAAGAAAGCAAAGCCCAAGAAAUGUACACGGCGCUUCACUGACUACUGUGAUCUCAACAAGGACAAGUCGAUCUCACUACAAGAACUGAAGGGUUGCUUGGGUGUCGGGAAGGAAGGAGGUAGCACUGGAAAUUUCCCCCAUGGAAAAAGACAAGGUGUUAAUCCUUUCAUAGGACGUCUUGUCUAAAAGCUGAUGGGAAAGCAUGACACGGAAGGAAGGAAGGAAGGACAGGACAGGACACAUUGCCAUCUGAAAAAAUCAACCAUGUGGGACUGGCAACAUCCAACGUUGCAGAAGUGGCAGCCACAACAUUUGCACUUUUAAAAACAAAAAUCGAAGAGGGAUGGAAGUUGGUCUACUUUUAAUGUCAUUAUCUAGUACUUUGGAGAACUAAAGAAAAAAGGAGAACAUUACAUUUUGGAAAGAAAACUGAACAGCUACUGAUGAUUUAAAUUUUGAGGAUUACUUGGACUUGAAGAGAAAUGUUUAAUAUACUGUAUAUAAAUGUAAAUUGUACAGUGGUCUUGUGCUGGCCUUAGUGUGACAAUUUGGUCCCUGCCUAAGACUUCUUCUAAGGUAGUAAAAAUU
Messenger RNA from Elgaria multicarinata webbii, 1770 nucleotides. RefSeq names its product SPARC related modular calcium binding 1 (gene SMOC1). The record is from RefSeq and is a predicted model, not a curated record. Gene Ontology annotation, molecular function: extracellular matrix binding; protein binding; calcium ion binding. The transcript has 13 exons. Gene Ontology annotation, cellular component: basement membrane. Lineage: Eukaryota; Metazoa; Chordata; Lepidosauria; Squamata; Anguidae. Gene Ontology annotation, biological process: extracellular matrix organization. The coding region runs from base 1 to 1368 and encodes 455 amino acids.